AAUGCGUCUUAUCCAUUUAAUCAUUUUAAUUAUUCUAUUAAUUAGUAUUUGUUCACUAUCUGGACAGGCGGCUGCUGAGGACGGGUCAACUUUAAAAAAAUUUUUAAAGUCUAAAAAUAAAAAAAUCUUCCAUUUUAGCACCCUUUCACGAGUUAAGCGUUUCAAAAAAUGGAAAAAACGUUCUUCCUCCUUCUCCUCUUCAAGCAGCCAGCGUGGGUAUUAUGGACGACGUCACGGCUAUGGGCACGGAUAUGGAGGGGGAUAUGGGAAUGGCUAUGGAAAUCAUUAUGGAUAUAAAAAGAGAGGAAUGCUUACACGAGUAGUGGACAAAAUAACUGGAAGAAGACAUUACUGAAGCAAUAAAAAUUAAAAAAAAAUUAAAAAUAUUGAUAAUACCGCCUGUAGGGGUCAACUGACUUUCAGGCCCUAUAACUUCUGAAGGAAUAAAUAUUUUUAGACAAAUUUGGUACCAUUCGAUAG
Molecule: messenger RNA, 480 nt
Organism: Meloidogyne enterolobii
Lineage: Eukaryota; Metazoa; Nematoda; Chromadorea; Rhabditida; Meloidogynidae
Source: the annotation of a GenBank genome assembly